GCUGUCAGAAGUAAACAUAACCUGGUGAUGGGUUGGAUGUUGGUAGAUGGCCGCUCUUAUUAGUUUAUCACUGGUGAGACGAUCAUAGGGGAAGGUUGAUAAAUACUUGCGAUUUAGUGCUUCAGUGGUUCUUCCUGAAACAAAUAGAAACUCCCCAAUUCUCGUAUUGUCGCUCACAACGAAAUAACAAGCUCACAAAUCGACAAAGCAAAAUGCUAGUAAAUACGCCACGGAAACGCUUUUUGUUCGUGAUUGUUGCCGUGUUGAUCAUUUGGCAGGUGAUGCGCUUUUUGCCGCAAUUCCUAUUCGGACCACCUAUACAGGAGGAUCUGAUUAUUCGUCACCCGGGCGCUCCCGUGAUGGUAAUGGUCUACUACGAGGCUCUUUGCCCGGAUUCAAAAAAUUUCAUAGUGAAACAGUUGCAGGCGACGUACCGAAGGGCGCCCGAGCUGAUGGAGGUGCAGUUCAUCCCGUAUGGAAAGGCUUCGACUCACGUCCAACCAGAUGGGUCACUACGUUUUGAAUGCCAACAUGGACCUAUGGAAUGUCAAGCAAAUAUUUAUCAUGCAUGCGCAAUUGAAGCAAUUGAGGACGCGCGGGCGAGAAUAGAUGUUGUAGCAUGCAUGAUUCGCGACAAUCAGGCAGCGAAGGAAGCAAUGCAAAAGUGCACGCGUGAAUAUAAAGUUGAGAAUAGUGAACUUAUUCAGAAAUGUUAUGAAAGCCCACAUGGUGCCGAACUACUUAAACUGCACGGGGAUGCAACGAAUUCUCUUCGACCUAGAAUGAGUUUUGUACCUACAAUAACCCUGGAUGGAUCACAGGGUAGACAGGCGUCUAUACUGAAGGAUCUCUUUACGGAAGUUUGUAAAGUGGCAGCAGGACGGGGCCCACUUCCUGAUGUAUGCAAACCGUAAGGAGAGAAACAUCAAUGCGGCAAUGAGUAAAUGUUGUUAAUGUAUUUUUUUAGACUUUGGUAUCUAUUUUUGUGAUAGUUUGUCGGAAAUAAUUGUCAAGUUUCUCAAAAUGUGAAACUUACAAAGGUUUUUAUUUUGUUUUAUGUAAGAUAAUCAAAUUUACUAUGCGUGACGUUCUUGGUAUACUUGUGUUGAAUAUUUGGAGCGUGUUGCAAAGAGAGAGUGCUUUCAAAAUCAAUUUCGGGUUUCUGAGAUGAUAAAUCUAUAAGUCUUAAUCUAGUGAUAGUAACUGCGGUUAUUUCCGGUGACCAUCAGGCGAUGGUUUCGAAAAUGAGAAAAAGCAGGCUAUGGAGAAGAAGUAUCCGAUAACCAUCUGUAAUGAAUGUUUCUAAACUGAAAAGAUUUUCAAGGUUCUGAAUGCAAAGUAUUGCGCGGAAAUAACUGUAGCUACCUUAGGCUAAUUGAAAAUUCCUCUCGCUUAAGAAUCUUCAUGCACAUUUCGCUUGAUUUAUUUUUACACGCAUGUCCGUGCGUAACUCAAACACCGGUAAAACAGACCACCUAUUUAUUAACUAAACUUUUUACGAGCAGGCGAACAGUACCAACUCAAAUUUUAUUAAUAUCUGCAACUUUGAGAAUAUAUUUUCGUUCAGGCACCGAACACUUAUUUUGUAUGUAAUGCAUUAUUCCAACAAACUUCCAUUGCACUGCGUAGUGUGCUGUAUAAAUCUGUAAGAAAUUAAACUAGUGUGACAAGUACUAGUCCGAGUAAUGUACAAUUCAAUUGACAACAUUUUUAUAUGCUUUGAAACAUAUACAGGACGAAUGUUAACAUUUUUAUCAACAUUCCUGAAGGCUACAGAAUAUAAGCAAAUCGUAGUAUUGAAUAAUCGCGAGGUUUAGUUUUUCACACUUUGACGAAUAGCUCUCAAAAUACCGACUUUUAGUAUUUCAAAGGGAAGAGACUAUUUUUAUCGAGUUUUAUAGGCAACUUACAAACCUAACCGCAAAGGAAUAGUUUCAAACUUAUUGAUAUCAAUGUUGUAGAAUAAAUGUUUAAACGAACCCUUUUUGUACAAUUUGUAGCAAUGAAUGAUUCUGAGAAACAAAAAUAAAAUUUUAAAACGUCU
This is a messenger RNA of Hermetia illucens (black soldier fly), 2044 nucleotides long. Its product is annotated as gamma-interferon-inducible lysosomal thiol reductase. Gene Ontology annotation, molecular function: oxidoreductase activity, acting on a sulfur group of donors, disulfide as acceptor. The transcript is spliced from 4 exons. The record is from RefSeq and is a predicted model, not a curated record. NCBI's taxonomy places the organism in Eukaryota, Metazoa, Arthropoda, Insecta, Diptera, Stratiomyidae. Bases 213 to 914 code for a protein of 233 amino acids.